Messenger RNA from Parnassius apollo (apollo), 4128 nucleotides. The record is from the annotation of a GenBank genome assembly. NCBI's taxonomy places the organism in Eukaryota, Metazoa, Arthropoda, Insecta, Lepidoptera, Papilionidae.
AUGUAUGAGGUGGUAGUGUUAUGGCGCCUUGCAGCCCUGAACCCUGCUUUGGCACCGCACGAACGCGACACACUGCACGAACAGUUUGCUCAAUGGCAUAUGAAAGUUUUAGACAAGGUGGCAAAAAAUCGUAACAACCACAUGGGUACCUCUUCUCAUCCGAGGCAUUCAAGAGCCCACACGCACUCGCCCUACAUUCAUGGCAUCAGUGAAAAUGAAGUUUUCCCUGGUUUCCACCCAGCGAUGGAGGCUUGCUUCCUUGAAUGGGACGACUACCAAAUACCAGGAGUAACUUAUACUAAGGACCUGAAUCCGCUUUAUCACAGUCCAUUCACUAUAUUCCGCCAUGCAGACAAACAAAACGAAAGUGUUCAUCAGGUGAACUCUUCAAAAGCGGUAUUGAAUAAUGAAAUGUCUCUCAGCUAUCGUCUGACAAAUCACGACCCGUCAAUACAAGGACAUCGCACUUUAGUACAUCGGAACAGUCGCAUAAGUGUUGACUUGGCUAUUCCUGGACCUUCUAACCAGGCGUCUGGUUCUGGAGAAGGUCCUAGUGAUCCACCACGUGACUCUGGACCUAGUGAUGGGAAUCACUCUAGUGUUUCGUCUGAAGGUUUCUGCGAGAAUGAAGAGGAGAUUCUGCAACAGAGUGGUGCCGACACAGAUUCGCAGGAGUCGAGUUCGCCACCGACGUCUUCUGACGCGGACGAAGCGCGCCGUCGCGUUUCUAACGACGACUCGGUGUCCGAUGACGAGUGCCAGCUGUACUACUACGACGUGGCGGCUGCACGUCGCGUCGCCAGCGAGGGAGCCGGCACCAGCGCGCCGACGCUCCCCGCGGUAGGGGCAGGCGUGAGCGUGGGCUGGGGCUGCGGCUGGGAGGUGUCGUUCGCGCGCGCCGAGGGGCUACAGGCGCACGGGCAUGCGCGUGAAGCCUGCGCGCUAGGUGCCAGUCUGGCUCGCGACCUGCUAGCACGCCCUCCCGCCCUCGGGUCUGCGGGCACGGGCGCGAGCGCGGGCACGUGCAGCGCGGCGGCGGCGGCAGCGGCGGAGCGGCGCGCGCGGCGGCGGAACGUGCCCUCGCCGCGCCUGUGCGCCGCCAGCCACCGCCUCUCCUGCCUCGCCUCCGCCACGCUCGCCAAGUGCGCCUUCCUCUGCACGGUCUUAGCAGAAUUCAGCGAGCAUCACGAACUGGCUUUUCGAGUGGGUCUUUACGCUUUAGAAAUGGCACGACCUCCAGCCAGCACCAAAGCCUUGGAAGUGAAAUUGAAUAAUCAAGAGACUGAAUUAGUGGCACUAUUGAAGAAACUUCCCACUGGUGCCGAGCAACUUGCUCUAGCUCGUGAAAAGGCGGAACAGCUACGUGAUGGUACUUUAAGAAAUCGGGGGCCUGCACUGUUACCUAUAGCACUUGCAAGCUUCUUAUUUGAUGUCCUCGUUCUAUCUGCUACCGAUAAAGAAAAUAAGCACCCAGCUAGGUUGCCAAGCGAUGAAGCAUUGGGUUUCGAAGCUGCAGUGGCCGCUUUAGGGCUGAAGGCGAAUGUAUCAGAAGCCGAACAUCCAUUGCUAUGCGAAGGCACGAGACGACAGCGCGGCGAGUUAGCUCUCACCUUGCUAUCUUUCUAUAAAGACGACCCUGUUAAGUUGGCGAGAAUUAUGAACAAAUUAUUGGAUCGUGAUAUCCAUCAGUUGACUAAAGGUCCUAUGGUGAGCAUGUACUACACCAACAACCCGCGCCUCAGCAGCUACCGCUCGGACGCGGGCAACGCGCAGCACUACGGAGCGCACGUGUCGCACGCAACACAUGCAGCACACGCCGUUCACGCAGCACACGCAGCACACGCGGCCCACGCUGCACACGCAGCCCAUCCAGCGCACGUGACGCACGUGACGCACUCAGUGCAUCCGAAUCACGCUGCGCACGUAACACACGGCGCACACGUUACGCAUCCUACACAUGUGGUCAACGCAAACCACGUCGCUCAUAACGCCCACCCCGCCCAUGUGCCCCAUACCGUGCAUCCACCACCAACGCUACAGACGCCGGUAUCGUGUCCGCUAGUAACGGACAUGGAGCGGUUAGCGGUCGCGGAGGCGGGGCCGUCACCGCCCGCGUUGCAGCAGCACUCUGCAGCGCAGCAUCCGCAGCAUUUGCAGCAUACGCAACUGACGCAGCACUCGCAACACUCCCAGCACUCGCAACUUCCGCAGCAUUCGCAACAUGCGCAACAUUCGCAGCACACAACGCACACACAACUUGCGCAGCAUCCGUCGCUAACCAGACCUAAAGACUCCAGAUAUAAAGGAAAACGUCUCUACCCAUCUGUACCGAAUCAGCCUUCUGAAGCUUCCGCACACUUCAUGUUCGAGCUUGCUAAAUCUGUGCUGUUCAAAGCCGGUGGAACCUCUAGUACCAGUUUAUUCACACAGACAUCAUGCGCAAGGGAACAUCAUGGACCACAUAGGGGUUUACACAUGGCUGCUUUUCAAUUAGGCCUCUAUGCGCUCGGCUUACAUAAUUGUGUCAGCGCGAAUUGGUUGAGUAGAACGUAUUCUUCACAUGUCAGCUGGAUCACUGGUCAAGCUAUGGAUAUCGGUGCCCCCGCUAUUCUGUUUUUAAUCGAUGCAUGGGAAGGCCAUUUAACGCCGCCGGAAGCAGCGGGAAUUGCUGAUAAGGCGUCGUCGGGGCGGGACGUGCACAUCGUGCGUGCGGCGGCCGAGCUGGCGCUGUCGGUGCUGCCGCACGCGCACGCUCUCAACUACAACGAGAUCCAGCGCGCCGUGCUGCAGUGCAAGGAGCAGAGCGACGCCAUGCUCGAGCGAGCCUGCCUCACCGUCGAGGCAGCCGCCAAGGGCGGCGGCGUGUACCCCGAGGUGCUGUACACGGUGGCGCGCUACUGGCACGAGCUGUACCUGCGGCAGGGGCAGGGCGAGGAGGAGGCGUGCGAGGAGGCAGCGCGCGCGCAGCCGCUGACGCUAUCCGUGCCCGCCGUGCCGGCCGUGCCCGCCGUACCCGCAGUGCCCGCAGUGCCCGCAGUGCCCGCAGUGCCGCUGGCGCUGCCCUACCCUUUCACCUACCACCCCUAUCCGCCGCAUAUCUACCAGCUGCAGUAUGGAGGUGCGCCGGGCGGGCAUCCGGGGCCGCAGUACGCGCUGCCGCCGUACUUCGUGCGCGGGCUGGUGGCGCCGCCGCACGCGCACGCGCCACUGCCGCAGCACAUGGCGCACCCCACGCACGCCGCGCACCCGACGCAUACGCCACAUCCAACGCACCAGCCGCAUCCGGUGCACCAGCCGCAUCCAGCCCAUCCUGCACACCAACCGCAUGCGACGCACGCGACACAUCCGCCGCUCCCGACACAUGCCACGCCUAUAGCGGUUAAUCACCCAGCGCCAAUCCCCCCUCCAAUGCCAACAACCCAUAGCGCGGUAACGGGAGUGGGUACGAUACCUACAGUAGGUACUGUUAACAAUGUCAGUGGCGUGGGCAGCGUGAGCUGUGUGAGCAACGUGGGAAACGUGAAAGUUAGCAGCCUCCCCCCUCCCACGCCGGGGCCUCCACCUCUACCGCAGGCGCAGCUGAGGCGUCUGCUUGCCGCGUACAGAGUUGGCAUGUUGGCUUUAGAAACACAAGCGAGGCGAGUGCACGAUGACCGACCGCAGAAUAAGUUUGGCAGGAACCCGCCGUACGGCGAGCACGUGAAGUGGCUGCUGCGCGUGGCCAAGCGGCUGGGUGCGCAGUACUUGCACCAGUUCUGCGUGUGCGCGGUGAACUCGGUGGUGUCGCCGUUCGUGCUGUACGAGCUGUGCGUGGAGUCGGCGCACUGGCUGGCACGCGGCGGCCCGCACCACCUCGUCAUGCAGCACCUGCGCGGCACGCUGGCGCCGCUCGUGCAGAAGUGCCAGCAGAUGUAUAUCCAAUGCAUACAUCAAAAGUUAUAUCAUUUGACGACGGUGGAAUACGAAGAGUUUGUGGGCAUCGUACUUUCAGCUCGCACAGCCUUCCAGUUGACACCAGAAGGCAAUACACAGUUCAAAGAGUGGCUCGCUUCAUUGCGCAGAUCGAAGUCAUGCAAGAAAGACUUAUGGACACAACUGAAUGCCGCGCUUCAGACGAACGGCAAAUGA